UUGCCGAGAAGAUGAUAAAUGGACAGACAGACCACUUGGAGCGGGACGAGGAGCACCGACAAAAGCGAGAUGGACGGAUUGAGAAAUAAAGAUGACAGUCGACGACUCGAGUGCUCGACGGCUGCUAUUUAUUGAGGAAGGCAGCCAAAGAAGCUUGCCUUCGCCGAUGGUGUCUUUUGCCUCUUUCGCCGGUUGGAGAGUAUAGAACGAAAGGUCUGGGUGGAGAAUGGAGAGACGAGGGAAAGAAGAGAACGAAAAGGUCUCAGAAAAAUAAUUUGAACGAGAGAGCGUUCAUGUUAAACGCCCGUUUACCAUCCCCGCACGAAUGAGGAAUGCCCACACGCGUGUCAUCCUUUCAUAAUAUUCGAACGACCAUUAACGCUUUGACUGAAGCCGAACCAAUUUCGUUUUCCCGUGCCCAGUUAGUAUUUAUACAUUAGCAUAUAGUCUCACCCAAUACAAAAGUCCCGCUGUUUUUCAUUUACGCCCCCGAACCGCAAACAUUAUGACUGUGGCAGCAGGGCUGGGGUACGCCCUGGCAGCCCUUGGCCCUUCCCUCUCUCUAUUUGUCGCUGUAAUCUCCAAAAAGCCUUUCUUGAUUCUCACUGUUCUCUCAAGUACACUGUUAUGGCUUGUAAGUCUGAUUGCUCUAUCGGGAUUGUGGAGGGCUUUUCUUCCCCUGAAGUCGACAGCUUGGUGGCCAUAUGGACUUCUUAUAAUCACAUCGGUCGGUUUUCAAGAGGGCCUUCGGAUUCUAUUCUGGAAAGUUUACAAGAGGCUUGAAGAUAUAUUGGACGCUUUUGCUGAUAGGAUGUCAAAACCUCGCCUCUUUCUGACAGACAAGAUGCAAAUUGCCCUUGCUGGUGGUUUGGGUCAUGGUUUGGCCCAUGCAGUCUUUUUUUGCCUUAGCCUCCUGACACCUGCAUUUGGUCCAGCAACAUUUUAUGUUGAUAAAUGCCCGCAGAUCCCUUUUUUUCUUAUUUCUGCUAUAAUUUCUCUCGGAUUUGUUACAAUCCACACUUACUCAAUGGUCAUAGCAUUCAAUGGAUAUGCAGAAGGGAAGAGAAUAGACCAGAUAUUUGUUCCAGUGAUCCAUCUGGUUGCAGGAAUGGUGACACUGAUUAAUCUCGCUUCUGGGGGUUGUAUCAUUGGAAUUCCUCUCCUUUAUUUCUUGGCAGUCUUGACAUUAUUGUAUUGCGGUAAGCUGGUUUGGAGAAGACUCACAGAAAGUCGAAGCAGACAGUGAUUCAUAAUGGACAUUAAAAUCCUAUAAUUUCAUCUUAGAUCUUUCUCACUUUUCUUGUGCAUUUGUAUCAAGGUACCAGUGAGAUAACAUUUGGGGACUAACAGUAACAGAUCAUAUAUAAAUGGCUUCCUUCACAGAAAUAUUUUGUACAUGCUGUUUCUCUCAGUUUAGAAAUUCACGUGUCUCAAUAGUAAUCAUUUGUUGCCUGUCUUGGGCCCGGCCCAUUAUUAUUACAUAAUAUUUUGUGCAAAUAAACAAUAUGUGACA
This is a messenger RNA of Nelumbo nucifera (sacred lotus), 1513 nucleotides long. Its product is annotated as gamma-secretase subunit APH1-like protein. Gene Ontology annotation, cellular component: membrane. Gene Ontology annotation, biological process: protein processing; positive regulation of catalytic activity. The record is from RefSeq and is a predicted model, not a curated record. Lineage: Eukaryota; Viridiplantae; Streptophyta; Magnoliopsida; Proteales; Nelumbonaceae.